Melitaea cinxia (Glanville fritillary) is the source of this 1477-nucleotide messenger RNA. RefSeq lists its product as uncharacterized. The coding region runs from base 163 to 1389 and encodes 408 amino acids. The transcript is spliced from 3 exons. NCBI's taxonomy places the organism in Eukaryota, Metazoa, Arthropoda, Insecta, Lepidoptera, Nymphalidae. The record is from RefSeq and is a predicted model, not a curated record. Gene Ontology annotation, molecular function: protein binding.
GUAAAAUGUCAAAAUCACGAGUUUUCUUUACUAAUAAUUUAUAAUGAAAUAAUUAAGUUUUCAAAGUAUUAAGAGUUUUACAUAAUGGUAGAAAGUUGAAAGAAAAAGUUGUCCAAGCCAAUAGGUAACGAAAAUAUCAAAAGUUAAUAGUGAGAGGAUAAAAUGGUUACCGAAGAUUUACAUAUUAAUGAUCUGCCGCUGGAGACAUUUGUUGAAAUUCUUUUAAAAGUUGAUGGAAAUUCACUCGGACGUUGCAGACGCGUUUGUAAAAGAUGGAAAGAAUACAUUGACGACAUUGAUCAUUUAUGGCAAGAGAUGUGCCGCAAGGAAUUCACAUAUUCGUCGAAAAUUGCCAAACGAAAGUCCGGCAAUGAUUGCAAUUGGUAUCACAUAUUUAGAAAUCUCAAACAGUGGUCGGACUUGUCACCAUUCGAGAAAAACGUUAAAGAAUUCUAUAAAUUCACAAUACAUGAUCGAUCUCAUGUUUUAGAUAUUGAUUAUGGUGUUUUACCACUUAAAGAUUCUCAAGGCAUUGUGUUAUAUGAUACAAGCACUUUAAAAUAUAUUCCUGUUGCUUUACCGGAAAGGCAUUGUAUAAGAAUUGCUAAUAACGACAGAGUAACGAUUAUAUUAUUAAAAACAGGCCUUUAUCUUCGAAGAACUGUUGACACACCUAAUUUUGUUUCAGAUGAGUUCUUUAAAGCAGAUAAUUUUGUUUUAACAAAUGAUACAUUAUAUUUUUAUAAUAAUAGAGAUAUUUUUAAAUGUGAUCUGUUGAGUCAAAGUUUAACACCAGUUUUAAUAUUACACUGUGAUUUUGAUAUAAAAGAUAUACAAUAUAGUAAUAAGAAAGUACACAUUUUUACAGAAAAUGGUAAAAUUGUAAAUAUUACCAAAAGCGUAGAUGUUACGGUUCAACCUGUAAGAUGUCCUAUUGAAUGGAUAAAACAUUUGAAAAAUAUAUGCGCUGUUAAUGAUAAUAAUUUUGUAUUUUAUUCAAGAAAUAUAUUUAAAAUAGAAACUGACAAAUAUCAGCAUUUGUACUUAGAAUUUCCACCCGUCACUGCGCUGUUUUUCUAUGUCGAUGUUGUCUUGAUAGCAACAAGGGCUGGUGAAAUUCUUGUAUACAGGUUAUCUAGUCAAAAAAAGGCUACUAGACCCAUUUUUGAAACUUUAGCAACUUUGCCCGAAGGAAAAUACGCUGUGCAACUGGAUAUUUUCGAAAGAAAAAAUGGACCUGUUAUAGUUGCAUCAACAUUUUUUGAAUUGUACUUGAUAGAAAUCAAUUUCUUUCCUAAUGAGCCAGUAUUAAAGCAAUCAUUUUCAAACCACAAACUAAACAUGUACAAGAGGCUACUCAAACUAAAGGAUAAACUGCAGACGGUUUAACUUCGUACAAAAAAAAAAAAAAAAUUGUUAAAUGAACAAAAGAAAUGUAAAUAGAAAUUAAUUUAUUCAGAAUAAAUAGUUUUUGUUU